AUGUCAGUCAGAGAAGUACACACCACCCCAUUCACUGACCAAAAGCCAGGUACAUCUGGGCUCCGUAAAAAAACGACCCGUUUCCAAAUUGAAAACUACACGGAAAACUUCAUCCAGGCUGUCCUGUAUGCCAUUCCACAGGGUGCCAAGGGCGCAACUUUAGUAGUUGGUGGUGAUGGCCGUUACUAUAACGACGUCUUUAUCAAUAUAAUUGCACAGAUUUCUGCAGCCAAUGGUGUUUUGAAGCUCAUUAUUGGUGAAAAUGGUAUUCUAUCGACUCCAGCCGCAUCAAAUGUCAUUAGAAAGUACGGCGCCACCGGCGGUAUCAUUCUAACUGCCUCCCAUAAUCCGGGUGGCCCGGAAAAUGACUGUGGUAUCAAGUAUAACCUAUCUAAUGGAGGUCCAGCGCCUGAAUCGGUGACCAAUGAUAUUUACGAGGAGUCUAUGAAGCUAACCAAAUAUAAAAUCAUGGAUCUACCGAAAAUUGACUUGAAACAUAUUGGCACUAAGAAGUACGGCCCGUUAGAAGUUGAAAUCAUUGAUUCAACUAAAGAUUACGUUGAAAUGAUGGAAGAAAUCUUUGAUUUCCCAUUAAUUAAAGAGUUCAUUGAUGAGCACAAAGACUUCACUUUUCUAUUUGAUGCCCUCAACGGUGUUACUGGCCCUUAUGGUAGGGCCAUUUUCGUUGAAAAAUUGGGACUCCCCGAAUCAACAAUUCAAAAUGCUACCCCAUUACCUGAUUUUGGCGGACUACAUCCAGAUCCUAAUUUAACCUAUGCUCGUACAUUGGUUGAAAAGGUGGAUUCCCAGAAAAUCACCCUUGGUGCCGCAUCCGAUGGUGAUGGUGAUAGAAAUAUGAUUUAUGGUUACAAGACCUUCGUCUCACCAGGUGACUCAGUUGCCAUUAUUUCGGAAUACGCAGAUUCCAUUCCUUACUUCAAGAAGAACGGUGUUUAUGGAUUAGCUAGAUCAAUGCCAACAUCUUGUGCAAUUGAUCUAGUUGCUAAGGAUAAGAAACUGAACGUUUACGAGGUUCCUACAGGUUGGAAGUUCUUCUGUGCCUUGUUUGAUUCUAACAAAUUAAGUAUUUGUGGUGAAGAAUCGUUUGGUACCGGUUCUAACCACAUCAGAGAGAAAGAUGGUCUGUGGGCAAUUGUUGCUUGGUUGAACCUCAUUGCUGCGUUUGCCAAGGAGAAUCCAUCGGCUCCAGUUUCAGUGGACUAUAUUCAAACUAAAUUUUGGGAAAAAUACGGCCGUACUUUCUUCACUAGAUACGAUUUUGAGAAUGUCUCAACUGUAGAUGCCAACAAGGUUAUUGGUAACUUAGAGCAACACAUGGCCUCUGAGAAGUUUAUUGGAUCAACUAUUGGCACCGGUAAGGUUAUCGAAGCUGAUAAUUUCUCCUAUAAAGACUUAGAUGGCUCAGUGUCCACCAAACAAGGCCUUUUCGUUAAGCUUGAUAAUGGUUUGAGGUUUGUUGUAAGAUUGUCAGGCACAGGCUCCUCCGGUGCAACUAUUAGAUUGUACUUGGAAAAGCAUUCCACCGACAAAUCAAAGGAAACGUUGGCCUUGCCUGUAGAUGAAUAUUUGAAAGAUGAUAUUUCCGCAGUUUUAAAAUUCUUAAAGUUUAAGGAAUUCAUUGGAACUGAAACACCAACAGUUAAAACUUAA
Molecule: messenger RNA, 1671 nt
Organism: Pichia kudriavzevii
Lineage: Eukaryota; Fungi; Ascomycota; Pichiomycetes; Pichiales; Pichiaceae
Exons: 1
Coding region: 1-1671 (556 amino acids)
Biological process (GO): carbohydrate metabolic process
Cellular component (GO): cytosol
Molecular function (GO): phosphoglucomutase activity; magnesium ion binding
Source: RefSeq, a predicted model, not a curated record